AAUGGGCAUACCCCAAGGAUACGUAUUGUCUUCUAUGUUAUGUAAUAUGUAUUAUGCAAAAUUAGAAAGAGAAUACUUCGAAGUGAAAGAAGAAGACUUACUAAUGCGUCAAAUUGACGAUUUUCUCUUCAUUUCACCUUCUCCCGAGCGAACUCUUAAAUUUUACAACAUCCUAAAGCAGGGUUUUCCCAAAUACAACUGCUUUAUUAAUAAAGAAAAACUUGUCACGAAUUGCUUCUUAAUAAAAGAUUUACCUUUGCAAGACAAUAUAUCUUUCUGUGGUUAUAUUUUUAACACUGUAACGCUGGGGGUUGAUGUUUCUCUUGAAGGUUACACAGGAAUAGAUAUAAGUGAUACUAUUACACGAUGCUAUUCCUCUAAAAGAGGCUUAAAUUUAAAGGCUCAAAUAUUAAAAUUCCUUCGAGUGAAGUCUAGAAGAAUCUUCUUUGACAACAGAAUUAAUGAUGAAUUUCAUAUUGUACGAAAUAUUCAUCUUCUUUUUACUAUCAUCGCAAUGAGAUUGAAAUGCUCGAUGAAGGUUUUCAAAGGAUCAAAGAAUGUUGCUAAGAAUCCUAAAUUUUUCACAUCUUUAAUCUUUCAUGCUAUUGAAGAGUUUUUCGAUAAAAUGAAAGCUUACCUUAAACAGAAUUUCCCAUUAAGGAGGAACAUUUUUAAAUGCUUUGCUUUGGAUAACUUUUUGGCCGUUUUCAAACAAAAUAGGCACUCAUAUCGUUGCAUAUUGAAGAUACUUGCAGUAUCACGUGAAAAAAGUUUUCAACGAUUGAAAUUAGAAGAAAAGAAACUAUUAAACAAAAGCUUGAAACCCAUUGAAAUCGAGGCUAUUUCUUGAAAACAAUGAAAAAUUGAUUUUUGCUUUGUGAAUCCUUUUUUUUUAUUUAAAAUUUAAUAUAAUCAGUAUCAUUUUACAAAAGGAAACAAAAACAUAUGUCGGAUAUUGAAGUUGUGUACACUAAGUUUACAGUUUCCUUUUCCUUUUUGUUAUUUUUAUUGAUAAAAUUGAAAACCAGUUAUGUAACAUUUAAGCUGCGACGAAUAUUAUCCAUUAUGCCUUUUAUUCGUAUUUGUACUGUUAUAAGAUCUCGAUAAUGUUCGACAGACUUAAGUAUUCGUUCAAUUAGUUGAUUACUACCUAACUGUUAUACGACCUAUGCUCGAUUACUGUUUUUGAAAAGAGCUGCUGAUUAAUCUAUAUACAGUAUAUAUACUGUAUAUUUUACACAGUAUACGCAGUCUUAUUAACCUAUACUUUGUACAUUUUUCAUUAAAAUUUCUUGUACAAAGUUAGUUUAAAAUAGCCGAAUUUAGUAAAUAAAAAAAAUGAACAUUUGUUUGAAAUUCAAUAUGGAAAUCAAGCAUAGCGUAUUGGAGGUCAUUCAAAUUUUUUAUUAAUUCAUUCGCUUUAUACAUUUGUACUUUUAGCUCAUUAAUAUUCAUAGAAUUUCCCUUUUUAUUAGAUCUUACCAUUAAAUUAUCAAAAUCAUUUCUUAUUUGGCGUAUAAAUAGUAAGAUUUCAUGUUGAAUUUCAUCUUUUUGGCAAAGAGCAAAAUGAUUUCUUUCGGACCAACAAAUCAUAUUUUACGGAGUAAAAAUAAGCAGAUCAGAACUCAAUAUGAAAGUAGACAAGAAAAUCUUGAUAAUAAAAAUCAGAAGGGAAAGAAAAGAGAAUGUUUUUUUUAAUAUUUUCUUGUUGAACACAAACAGGUCUUCUUUUAAAAACCUUACAAUUUUAUAUUAAAAAAACUUAUAUUUUUGUUAAAAAUUUCUACAAAAGAAAUAAUCAAUAAAAAAAA
Messenger RNA from Dimorphilus gyrociliatus, 1811 nucleotides. Lineage: Eukaryota; Metazoa; Annelida; Polychaeta; Dinophilidae. The record is from the annotation of a GenBank genome assembly.